GUUACGUAACCUCCCACUGCAGAAGGUCCACCUAUAAAUGACCGCGGUGCAGCGGCCGUCAGACAUUUGAAGUUUGGAGCCGACCUCGGUCACGAGACUCAGGAUGGAUAAACUGACGCUGGGCCUUGUUGUUGUCUGGGCCUGCACCCACUGCACAGGAGCAGCUUCAUUCUCUCUGCACAUGGACGACUUCAUCGAGGCAGUGAAGCAGGUGGAGGACGCUGAUCCCAAGUCAGUUCCACAGUCGGUUCUGAAGAGGCUGCGUUGGUGGGCGGGGUUAAACCAUGAUGCAUUCAUCCAGCACUUCCUGGGAGAUGUGAGCCCCACGGCUCCAGACCUGGACCCUGGUCUGGUGGACUACAUCAGGACGGCCGUGCAGUACAGGGUGACGGACGACGCAAGGGAGGAGGGGGUGGUGCUGACCUCGGACGGCUCCACGGUGGCCCUCAGGCCCCUCCUCCUGGGCCUGGAGGCCGGGUUCCUGCCCAGGUACAGUGAGCGUCAGAGGGCUCUGUACCAGCUGACCCUGGCCAGGGAGCUCAGCCUCUCCCUGAGGAGCAGCUCUCCCCCCGGCCAGCGGGUGGGGCCUGACGGCUGUUGGGACAGCCUGUCCUCCCCCCUGGUCUUCACCCUCUCGGACACCCCCAGUCUGCCCACGGCCUCUUAUGUCAACGGCGCCAUGGACGGCGUCGUCCUGGGGAUGGCGAUGAAGAGCAGACGUUCUCUGAAGCUCAGCAGCCUGCUCACGCAGUAUUACUGCCACCAGCUGGACAACAACGGAAUGGACGCCGCCCCCCGUCUGAUCGGCCGCCGCCGCAGGGACAACUUCAGAGAGCUGGUCCUGCCCCCCCUCCUCUACAGACAGGUGAUGAAGUCAGUGGACCUGCAGAGGAGCCUGAGGAGAGAGGCAGAGACGGAGGUGAAGGAGAAGAAGCGGCUGAUGGCAGCGGUCAAGGCGGGGGUCAAGGACUUUGUGCACCUGUUCAUGGACUGCCCUCCCAUGAUUCCUCGCUGCAUCUGGGGGGCAGCACCUUACAGGGGGACCCCCACCAACCUGACCCUGCCCCUGACCUUCAUGUUCAUCCACCACACGGCCAUCCCCAGUCAGCCCUGCCUCACCUUCCAGCAGUGUUCCGCAGACAUGCGCUCCAUGCAGCGCUUCCACCAGGAGGACCGCGGCUGGGACGACAUCGGAUACAGCUUUGUCGCAGGCUCUGACGGCUACGUCUACGUGGGUCGCAGCUGGCACUGGCAGGGGGCCCACACUCUGGGACACAACACCGUGGGUUACGGCGUCUCCUUCAUUGGAGACUACAGCAACAGUCUGCCCUCCCAGCAUUCCAUGGGGCUGGUGAGAGAGCGGCUGGCGUCCUGUGCCGUCGGUGGUGGCAGACUGAUACCCAGCUUUAUUCUGAAGGGGCACAGACAGGUGGUCAACACUUCCUGUCCUGGAGACACGUUUUAUCAUGAAAUAAAAAGCUGGCAGCACUUUGGGGAAACUAAGAAAUGAUCGUGUGACCAACGGAAGAAGACGACGUCUGUAAAACAAAACUCGAACUGAACCAAUAAAUAUAUGAUAUAUUUGA
Molecule: messenger RNA, 1586 nt
Organism: Cynoglossus semilaevis (tongue sole)
Lineage: Eukaryota; Metazoa; Chordata; Actinopteri; Pleuronectiformes; Cynoglossidae
Gene: pglyrp6
Product: peptidoglycan recognition protein 6
Exons: 5
Coding region: 104-1510 (468 amino acids)
Biological process (GO): peptidoglycan catabolic process
Molecular function (GO): N-acetylmuramoyl-L-alanine amidase activity; zinc ion binding
Source: RefSeq, a predicted model, not a curated record